AUGGCCGCCGUGUUCUGUGCGUGUCGGAUACGUGGGGCACCCGUGAGGGCACCCGUGACGUCAAAGGAGCUCUCCAGAGUCACCGGUGUCCCGCUGCCCUCGCUCACGGACGCAUGCAAGAAGAUGGGGGCCUGGGUGGAGGGGCACUGGACGGAGAGUUCUGGCAUGCCGGUCGGUGCGGACGCUCUCUUGCUUCAGGCGUGCGAACACGUCAUGGUAGGCCGGGACGCUGAAGAGACGAAGGCUCUCUCGGCAGGAUGCAGGAGACUCUGCGCGGACCGGUCUUGGGCUCUGGCCGUUCAGGGCAGGACUCCGAAGGUGGCGGCGGCGGCGGUCAUCUGGACGGUCGCAACACGUCGCGGCAUGAGCCUGGGCAAGAAAGAGGUCGCCGUAGGCUGCCAUGUCUCGGUCGCAUCUCUAGACAGAUGUGCGAAGCUCAUGCGAGAGGCGGCGGCAGACCCUCCGCCGAGUAUCACCAUGGCCCCCAUACUGGCUGGAACCCUGCGCUAUGCAAUCCCAAUAUUGGGAAUCCUCUGUGCAUUGGGGCUCUUGAGAGGAGUAUGGUCCGCAACCAUAGAGGAGAUCGACGAUCUCGUCCAGGGCCCACUCUGGAACCAGACGAGCAUCACGAUCUGGGGCGGCCGAUUAUCGGGUCAGAUCCCCCCAGAGCUCGGCAGCCUGACCAACCUCACCUCCCUCAGUAUCUCCUACACCAGCCUCUCCGGCCCCAUCCCCCCAGAACUCAGCAAUCUGACCAAACUCACCUUCCUCCACAUAUCCCAAACCAGCCUCUCAGGCCCCAUCCCCCCCGAACUCGGCAGGCUGAUCAAUCUCACCGAACUCCACCUCACCUUUAACAACCUCUCCGGGCCAAUCCCCCCCGAGCUCGGCCGCCUGUCCAAUCUCACCAGACUCUCCCUCUACAACAACCGCCUCUCCGGUCACAUCCCCCCCGAGUUCGGCACCCUGACCAAACUCACAUCUCUUUCCCUUUCCAACAACAGGCUGUCAGGCUCCAUCCCCCCAGUGAUAGGCAAUCUUACCAGCCUCGCCUCCGUCGACCUGUCAGCCAAUCCUUUUUCCGGAUCCAUCCCUCCUCAAAUUGGCAAACUCGCCGGACUCGGCUCCCUCUCUCUCUCCGCCUGCAACCUCUCAAGCCCCAUUCCGUCUGAACUCAACGGCUUGAAAAAACUACAAUACCUUAAGCUGCAGCAUAAUAAGCUUUCCGGCUCUAUUCCUCCUUGGUUUGGCAGCCUGACGACCCUCCGGAACCUUUGUCUAAAUAACAACACCCUCUCCGGCCCCAUCCCCCGAGAGCUCGGCAGGCUGACCAGCCUCUUCGACCUCGGCCUCAACAACAACAUCCUCUCUGGCCCCAUCCCUCCGGAGCUCGGCAGGCUGACCAGCCUCACCGACCUCGGCCUCAACAACAACACCCUCUCCGGCCCCAUUCCCCCAGAGCUUGGCAGGCUGACCAGCCUCUUCGACCUCCGUCUCGCCUUUAACACCCUCUCCGGCCCCAUCCCCCUAGAGCUCGGCAGCCUGACCCGCCUCUGGCACCUUAGCGUUGCCUUCAAUAACUUAUCCGGCCCCAUAUCCCCAGAGCUUGGCCAACUGGCAGGGCUCGGCACCCUCGACCUCUCCUCCAACAACCUCUCCGGACCCAUACCCCCAGAGCUCGGCCAGCUGGCAGGGCUCGACACCCUCGACCUGUCCUCAAACAACCUCUCCGGACCCAUACCCCCAGAGCUCGGCCAGCUGGCAGGGCUCGAUACCCUCGACCUCUCCUCAAACAACCUCUCUGGACCCAUACCCCCAGAGCUUGGCCAACUGGCAGGGCUCGACACCCUCGACCUUGCCUUCAACAACCUCUCCGGACCCUUACCCCCAGAGUUUGGCCAACUGGCAGGGCUCGACACCCUCGACCUCCAAAACAACAACAUUACAGGCCCGAUACCUUGUGAAGUCCUCGUUGGGGUGGGUUCUGAAGGCAACAAUAUAUUUGGAGGGAAUAGUAUCACGCUCCCCUCAGAUUUUGGAUACUUGGAGGACGUGACAAUUCUCGACCUCUCCUUCCCCGGUAUCGGGAUGUCCGGCACCAUCCCCCCCGAGCUCGGCAGCCUGUCCAACCUCUUCUUCCUCGACCUCUCCUCCAACGACCUGUCAGGCCCAAUCCCCCCCGAGCUCGGCCGCUUGUCCAAUCUCACCAUCCUCUUUCUCGACAACAACAGCUUCUCCGGCUCCAUCCCCCCCGAGCUCGGCGGCCUGAUCGAACUCAGCAUCCUCCACCUCGCCUUCAAUAACCUCUCCGGCCCCAUCCCCCCGGAGCUCGGCCGACUGGCCAACCUCCAAAUCCUCAGCCUCUCAGAAAAUAGUCUCUCCGGCCCGCUUCCCCUCGAGCUCGGCCGCCUAAGCAGCCUGAACUCUCUGGUCGCAAUCAACAACCGCCUCUCCGGUCACAUCCCUCCCGAGCUCGGCAGCCUGACCCUCAGUUCGCUUGACCUCUCCAACAACCAUUUGUCAGGCCCCAUCCCCUCUGAGUUCGGCAGCCUGGUCGAACUCACCAACCUCUCCCUCUCCAACAACAGCCUCUCCGGCCGCAUUCCCCCCGAGCUCGGCAAUCUGACCCGUCUUAGGUCUAUUGACCUCUCCAACAACGGCCUCUCCGGCCCCAUCCCCUCUGAGCUCGGUCGUCUGCUUGCCAUCAAUACCCUCAACCUCAGUUCCACGGACACGUCUUGCGAAAUGCUCGACAUGUCCCGCUUGAACGCUAUCUCGAGAUUGGGCCUUCCAUGCGCGCCACCCCCUUCUUUCAAGCACACCAAUCUUACCUACUUGGCGCUAUCCGUGAGCAACAACAAUCCCACCAUUCACCUGGAUCUCUCGUCGGUGCCAGACUCCUGCAAGAUCGUCAACCUGACGGGCCCGCAUUUCCGUCUCAAGAGUAUCCGAUUCUGGGGGGCUUGCGAAGAGGGCUGCGUCGUGAGUUUGGCGGGAACGGGGGCCAAACUGGAUCGCAGCACGCGCAGGAAGGUGUGCUUGAGUCGGAUAUCGGUCUUCCUUUCGGGGGACAUUCCCAUCCCGCAGUACAAUGGAACCGUUUUUUUAGGCGUUCUCAGCAACGCGCACGGUAACUACACCUUGGCGGACCCGGACUUCGUUGAUCUGAUCGACCUGGGGCGCGACGGGAGGGCGUACACGGGGUCGGGUUCUCGAGGGUCCAGGCGGGCAAUCUCUGCGGCAAUCCCGAGGCGAAGGCGGUCACGGCGCUCGUCCUCGGGGCAUUCGCCGUCCUCUUGCUGGUGGCGACCAUCACCGUCGUCGUGGUGGCCCGCUGGCGCCGACGAGUCCGGGGUGCAGGGCUCGAGACUGCAGAUGGGGGGCGACUCGGCUAUAAUGGGCGUCCUGCCCGUCGUGGACGUCAUCACCGACUUUCUCGUGCUGAGCGAGGUCUGGGGGGCGUGGCCGAUGUGGGUGGUGCUGGCGUCGGUCUGCGCGCCCUUCGUGUGGGGGUCUUUCGCGGUGGCCAAGGCCUGGUCGUCGAGCGGGAGUCCGGUGCGCGGGUGGAAGGGAUUGCGGGUCAGAUGGCUGUGGCCGCUGCCGGCUCUGAGUGAUGAGCAGCCGGGGACCUCGGACGGGCUGUCUCCGCGCGCCACGGUUUCAGCGAUCCUGCUGCUACCCCUGGGCCUCUUGGGGGUGCUCGUCCAGGACCUGCUGUCCGUGGCGGAGAGGUUCGGGCUUCAUCUGGCGACCGGGGACCGGAUCGUCGUGUUCGAGCGCUAUCACGAGUCCCGGGUGGUGGUCGAGCUGCUCCUGGAGUCCCUGCCCCAGGCGGUGUUCCAGACGGGACUGUACAUUGUGGGGAGCUCGAGGGCGACCCGCAUCUACAUCGACCAGCGCAUCUUCGUGCAGUCCAUCGUGGUAUCGCUGUGCAGUCUGUCGGUGCAUUACUGCAGCAUGCUCUGGGAGGCGGUUUACGAGGGCAGGUCGCUGGUCAGGGUGUUCCUAGACCGAUUCAGGGGUGCGGGGCAGCCGAGUUUUGUGACGGCGACCUCCCAUCCGAGCGAGGACGAAGAAGUGGAGGGGUUGAGUCAGAAGAUGGUCAUUUGA
Messenger RNA from Klebsormidium nitens, 4110 nucleotides. The record is from the annotation of a GenBank genome assembly. NCBI's taxonomy places the organism in Eukaryota, Viridiplantae, Streptophyta, Klebsormidiophyceae, Klebsormidiales, Klebsormidiaceae.